AAACGAUUUGGCAAUUGUGCUAAAGUGGGAACGAGUAGUUCGGUUUGAGAAAGAGUAAAUAAGACGAAAGUGUUAGUUGAAGAUGACUUCAAUGUCAGAAGAGAGAAGAAAAGAGAUGGAAGAAGAGAUGAACAGGUUUGAGCAAGAAAUUGCUUUUCCUGGUGAUCCUUCUCAUCCAAGAAAUAGUCCUCUUUCAAAUGUGCCAGAAUCUAACACAGAUAAUUCAAAUAUUGAUAAUAAUGAAAUAAUUGAAGUAUGUGCUGAACCAUCCAUUACACCUCCUCCAGCUGUUGUAAAUGAAAAUGAAUUAGUUCCUUUAACUGCUAAAGCACCUCCACCACCACAAGACUCUCAAAUGAAUCAUCCUCAGUUUAUUCCUCAUCAACUACAACGUGGUCCUCCUCCAUCCCAUCCUUCAUUUAGACCUUUUGGUGGUAUGAGAGGACCCCCAGGACCUCCUGGUCCUCCAGGUAUGCAUGGACAUCAUGGUCCACAAGGAAUGCAAAGACCUCCUCCUGUAAUGAUGAGACCAAUGCACUCUAAUAUGCCAGGUCCUGGUCCAAUGCAACCUCCAAUGGGGCCAAUGGGACCUGGACCCAUGGGAAGUGGGCCAAUGAAUAUGAAUAUGCAUCAUAGUGGUGGUCCAAUGAAUAUGGGAAUGCAUCCAGGACCUAUGCCACCAAUGGGACCAAAUUAUUCUAAUCCAAUGUCAGGUCCAAUACAUCCUGCAAUGUCACAACCAAUGCCUCAUAAUUUUAAUAAUGGAGUGAAUAGUUCACCACCAGUAACUACACAAUUGCCAUCAUCAUUAAAUUCAUCUGCCAUAAUGUCAUCACCUGCUAUUUAUGCGGCUCCUCCAAUGAAAAGCCUUCAUACAGAUAAAAUGGGUAAUGGUAGAACAAUGGAAUCAUCGUCUGGACUCAAUAUUUCUACCUCGCAAAAAAUAGACAGACAUCAUGCAGGAAAAAGUUCUGAUGAUCAUUCAAAUCAGUUAUAUUUUGGAGGAACAGAAGAAAUGAUUUUUUCAAAGAAAAGAGAAAAGAAAAGAAAAGUAGUAAGAAUGGCAGGUGGCCAAGUAUGGGAAGAUAAUUCACUUCAUGAAUGGGAAGGUGAUGAUUUCAGAAUAUUUUGUGGAGACUUAGGAAAUGAUGUCACAGAUGAAGUAUUGACAAGAGCUUUUAGCAAGUUUGGAUCAUUUAUAAAAGCAAAAGUGAUUAGAGAUAAACGAACAAACAAGACAAAAGGAUUUGGUUUUGUUAGUUUUAAAGAUCCUCAAGAUUUCAUUAAAGCAAUGAGAGAAAUGAAUGGUAAGAGAAAAAAUAAUUUUAAUUUAUAAAUUUUUGUACAUUGU
This is a messenger RNA of Centruroides sculpturatus (bark scorpion), 1351 nucleotides long. RefSeq names its product RNA-binding protein 42-like. Bases 83 to 1336 code for a protein of 417 amino acids. Gene Ontology annotation, molecular function: mRNA binding. The transcript is spliced from 4 exons. The record is from RefSeq and is a predicted model, not a curated record. Lineage: Eukaryota; Metazoa; Arthropoda; Arachnida; Scorpiones; Buthidae.